Messenger RNA from Chroicocephalus ridibundus (black-headed gull), 4027 nucleotides. It is a transcript of the gene TOM1L1, whose product is annotated as target of myb1 like 1 membrane trafficking protein. The record is from RefSeq and is a predicted model, not a curated record. The coding region runs from base 762 to 2060 and encodes 432 amino acids. NCBI's taxonomy places the organism in Eukaryota, Metazoa, Chordata, Aves, Charadriiformes, Laridae. Gene Ontology annotation, biological process: signal transduction. The transcript has 19 exons. Gene Ontology annotation, cellular component: membrane; endosome. Gene Ontology annotation, molecular function: clathrin binding; phosphatidylinositol binding; ubiquitin binding.
ACCACAGCAAGCCAGCCAUAAAGCCAGGAGCAAGAUCCCAAGAGUCCUGGCUCCUUCAUCCUGGUUUUAUAACCUGCACUGUGCUACCUCUGAUUUAAGAGAGCCCUGGAAGCCAAUUCUAUGAUAUUCCCAAUAAGAAUCCUCUGGUACUGCUUACAUCAAGAGCGGAGCACCUAGUUUCUUGCUGCUCCUGAAGACAGGCAAGAAUUAGGAGCCCAGCUAUUAAGUACAGCCAUGAUAAAAGCCUUUGUGGACAGGCUCCGGUCAAGCCACAGCUGAGAGCAUGUUUCAAGCACCAGAUCUCUGGAAUUGGGCAUCAGAAGAGAGACUUCAGAGAAAUUAAUGAUUCUAACAUUUAACCUUUCUAUUGUUGCUUCACGACCUCAAUAUGGAAUUGGAAGGAUACUGCUUUGUCAAACGACAUCUCAGCACAAACUGAAAAGCUAUUUGCUCUCUGUUACUUUUGAUGUUGACAGCAUUUUCUCCAGCCUCAUCUUCUCCCCCUCUUCACGUCUGACCAAGGACAGGUGGAUAUAUAGCCGAGUCUUUCCAUUUAACAAGUUGGCAAAAUUUUCUCUACGUCUUCCACAGUAGGAAAAUCACUGCCUUUCAAGUGGGCCUUUUGACUCUAUUGACAGAAAAUACGCCUCUGGAGAGAAGCUGGGGGAACUGGAUGAUGCAUCUUUGAGAAGGUGAACUUGAGAAAAGGCUUUGACCGGGCGACGUGCGGAGCGCUGCAGACGGAGGAGUGGGGACAGUUCAUGCACAUCUGCGACGUGAUCAACGCGACGGAGGAGGGGCCUAAAGAUGCAGUUAAAGCGCUAAAGAAAAAGCUUUCAAAAAACUGUAACCACAAGGAGAUCAGGCUUACCCUGUCCCUGCUUGACAUGUGCAUAGAGAACUGUGGCCCAAGAUUCCAAUCUUUCGUUGUGAAGAAAGAUUUCUGUAAAGACAAGCUGGUGAAACUACUGAAUCCAAGAUACAACCUGCCAAUUGACAUGCAGGAGAAAAUCUUGACCUUUAUCAUGACAUGGGCCCGAGGUUUCCAAGGAAUGGUGGAUGUGAGCGAAGUAAAAGAAGUUUAUCUAGAAUUGCUCAAGAAAGGAGUGGAAUUUCCAUCUUCUGACACCAGCAGAGGGGGACCUAAGACUUCAUCUCAGCCGUCUACCAAGCCAUCACCAUCUUCUGCUACUCCUGCAAAACGUUCUUUACUGCCUCUUCCCACAGGACCAACAUUAUUGUUGACUCCUGAGCAGAUUGGGAAACUGUACAGUGAACUGGAUAUGGCAAAAAUGAACGUGAGAGUCAUGUCAUCAAUAUUAAAAGAAAAUGUUCCUGGAUCUGAAAAUCCAGAUGAUAUGAAUCUUUUACAGAAACUGUAUAAGACCUGUCGGAUGAUGCAGGAGAGGAUCAUGGAGUUGUUGGUGACAGUGGAGAAUGAAGAUGUGAUAGUUGAAUUAAUACAAGUAAAUGAAGAUCUAAAUAAUGUCCUUCUGGGACAUGAAAGGUUUUCUCGAAACAGAGUUCGUUUUUUGGAGAAUCAAAGAAUACAACGUGAACGCACAGAGCUGUACAGGAAACAGCCAUCUGCUCCCUCAAGUGAUCUACUUGACCUCUCCAUAGAUUCUCCAUCUCCUGUGUCAACAGUGGUGCAAACUGACUCUGCAGUGUCUCCUUCAGGCCUUAAUUGCGUAUCUGCAGAUAAAAACAGGCAUCAUCCAUCAAUUUAUCCACAGCUAGAUUUAGCAACUACUACAAACGCUCAGCAGUUCCUAUUUGCAGCUGAAGCACAAAACAAUAGUGUAAGCAACCCAGCUGGACAUUCAUAUUGCAAUUUGGCGACUCUUUUAAGCCCGGUGCCUCUGAAUCCAGUAAAUCCGCAGACUGGACAUACUACAUCAUUAAAUGGACUGUCACCAGCAGCUGCAUCAAAGAACAAGUCACAGUCACCUCAUUACUACGAGAUCAUGGAAUUUGAUCCUUUGGCUCCCACUGAAGCUAUUUAUGAAGAAAUUGAUGUCGUGCUGAAGACAGAAGUUAAAAAGGAUACAGAAUGCUGAAGGUGGAGUCUUUUACUGAACACACGUUAUUCUUUGAUGCUGCUCCCGUGCAGCGCUUCUUGUAACGUACAAGUGAAUAACAGAACAGGUUUUGUAUGUAUUGGAAUACUAAACUGUGUGGAAGUUGAACAGUUACUUGGAUCUACACUUGAUAAUUUGUCCUAAAUGUUCAACUGUGUGUUCUUCAAGGUGACUUGCAUGAUUAUUUUUGAAGUAUUUUUGAGGCCUUUAAAAUAUGAUUUCCAAAUUCACCUGCGUAUGAAAUAACACUUGACACACAACACAUGUAAACAAAAAGGACGCUUGCAAGUAUUGAGGAAAGCUUUUCUUUCAAGUUAACUGUUCCUUUGCAUUGUUUUACCGCUUUAUGCAGCAAACAAAACAAAACGUUAUUGUUUACAGAAACUGCAGAAUCCAGUUUCUAUUUUGGCCUCAUUGCUGUCUGCUGAUCUCCCUAGAAAUUUAUAAAGGGGGUUUGAUAUGUAGGACUUUUCUAAAAUUGGGCCUCUUGAUAGCUGUCUGGGGACAUGCAGUGAUACUUUCCUACAUUCAUAUUCUGAAUACAGAUUUUGUUUUCUUCCUAAAAGCCUACAAUAUAGUUGGAUUUUUGUCUUGCUAAGAAGCUGUGCUGGGACAUGAGGUGCCGUCAUCCAUGAUUAACAGAACAGGAAAAAACCCUGCUUGUUCCUAUGUUGUUGUUGUUGCUGCUUUUAUUUACGCAGUAAAUAUUGGAGGGGGAUCAAUCAUUUCUUUCAAUGUUCCUGCCCUGCAGAGACUGCUGUUCUGGUGAAGGAAAAAAUAAUCAUCUACAAUGCAGAUGAACAAUAGUUACACAUUUAUUUUAGUCAAGUUGUUUAACCCUGUUAAUAACAGUUUUAUCUUUUAAUAAGUGAAGUGCCUUAUCUAUUUUAAUGCUGAAUGUAAAGCGUGCACUUUAACAGAUACAGUUCUCUGAAUUUAUAAUUGAUAUAAAAUUUGAGAACUUAGUUCAUGUUCAUAGCUCAUAAGCUAACUUUGUGAAAUACUGCAUUAUAAAUGUUCGUUAUGUUAACUGUUUAAGGGAUAAGAAGUUCUCAGUCAGUUUUGCAAUUUUUGUAGCAUAAAAUUCCAAAUAAAAGUAAAUGCUUACUGAGACAUUAACAUCAUCGUUUCUGAGUUUUUACCAGAUGACACGCGUAUUCCGUGAAAUACUAAAUGUAGACAGUAUCAGAAGUAUUUUAGUGUGAAUUUGUGGUGUUUCAUUGCAUAGUUAGCAAUUUUGCAGUUUGCUGUAGGACCAUUAGAACCCCUUACUUCCAUCAAAAACAACCUUGAAGAAGUUCGGGGGGGUUUGGAAGCAGAGAUGAAAAGGUAAGCUACUUUAUUAUUCUUUUUCUUGUAUUAUUUGCAAUGGUCUGGCCAGCAGCCUGAGAAAACUGCUGAAAAUAGGAUUUGAGGUGGAUUGAUUUUUCCCUGCAGCUUAGUUGUAUUGGUAAAACCCUUGCACACUGAAGUGUAACAAAUUAAAAUGCGCUAUUUCAGUAUGGUAAUCCAUAAUGGAUGAUUGCUAACUGAACUUUUCCAUAUUAAAGAAGCAAAAUGAUCACAGACAGAUGAAAGGGAACUGGCUAAUUACUGAGGUUAGAGCUUGUUUUAUAUUUGGAACGUGCUCAGUAUCUGUGCAAAUUUAGGCCUUCAAAGUCGGGGGGGGGGAACCGUUUUUAUGAAACUGGUGUUUGCCAAGGGGAUAUUCCUUUUCUUCUGAAGAACGUGGCCGCAAUAAAACAAUGUGUGGACAACUGUCAUAAUCACUUCAACUUUCAAAAAGACAAUGGACUAAAGACAGCCCAGGUAAGAAUUUUUUUUUUCCUAGCCUGGAUUCAAAGAUUUGUCUUGAUAUUUUUAUUAAUUUUUUUUCUGAAGCGUUACUGGAAUUAAAGAUCAUACAUUUGCAUGAAGAUAGCAGCAAGCUUUAUCUCACUUGUGUG